AUGGCAGCCGCAGCAACGCGCACAGGAGUACGCGACGUGCUGAGCUUGUACGCAGCAAGUGCAACAUGUCGGACGGCGGCGUGGGAGGCGCUCAAGGGCGCCGCGGCCAAGUCGGCGGCCGUGGUGGCAAUCGACGAGUCGGCGGACGGAGAGGCUCAGGCAGAGAGCGGCGAUGACGCCGUGGUAGAGCUGCGGCUGGGCGAUGAGGCUGAUGGUGGCGUGGCGGGAGUGGAAGAAGACGGGACAAGCGAGGGUGCGGUGGACGAUGGCCCGUUUGAGCCGCACAUGUACCUGGCGGCGCUCGAGACCAAGCACAUCGGGCGAGCGAUGCUGUACGCCGGCGAGGUGACGUCGACGCAGACGCUGCUGCACAAGCAUCUGGGCCGGGUCCGGGUGCCUGGCGCGGGGCUCAUUGCCACCGCCGACGUGCAGAACGCCGGCCGUGGGCGGCGGACAAACACCUGGGACUCUCCGGUCGGAUGUCUAAUGUUCUCGGUCCAGCUCGAGGCCAAGCGCGGCGAGGUACUUGUCUUUCUGCAGUACCUGCUCUCCCUCGCCGUCCUCCGCGGCGUCAAGUUGGCUGCGCCUCAAGUCGAGGGCCUGCGGCUCAAGUGGCCGAACGAUAUCUACGCCAUCCCGCCCGGCGCCGACGAGCCGGUCAAGGUCGGCGGUGUCAUCUGUGAGUCGGUCUACUCUGACGGCAAGUUCAACAUCACCGCAGGCAUCGGCGUCAACGUCAACAACGCACAGCCGACGGUCUCACUCGCUCAGCUGGCGCCGGCCCCGACCCGCAUCCGCCGCGAGGCCGUUCUGGCCGCCACGCUCAACGAGCUCGAGGCCGCGCUGGCCGUCUUUGAAUCGGAAGGCUUUGCUCCGUUCGAGGCCGAGUACCUUGACGCCUGGCUCCACACCGGCCAGCAGGUCCGGGUCGACUCGCUCAUUGCGCCGGUGACCGUCGUUGGCCUCACCGACUCGGGCUACCUCAAGGCCGAGGACCCAGCAACCGGGACCGCCUACGAGCUGCAGCCCGACGGCAACCGCUUCGACUUUUUCCAGGGCCUCAUCUCCUCUGCACUGUAAACGUCGUGUG
Messenger RNA from Thecamonas trahens ATCC 50062, 1090 nucleotides. RefSeq names its product holocarboxylase synthetase 1. Gene Ontology annotation, molecular function: biotin--[biotin carboxyl-carrier protein] ligase activity. The record is from RefSeq and is a predicted model, not a curated record. Gene Ontology annotation, biological process: protein modification process. Lineage: Eukaryota; Apusomonadida; Apusomonadidae. The coding region runs from base 1 to 1080 and encodes 359 amino acids. Gene Ontology annotation, cellular component: cytoplasm. The transcript has a single exon.